GCAUGAAUUAUCAUGAAUGAAUUGUUGAAGUAGUAACUGUUGUUUUAAAAGAAUAUCAGCACGUUAAUGGUAGAAAUCGCAGUUCGUGCUACAAAUAUGCGUUAAGUAAUCGCGAGUGCCAUUUUCUGCCUGCUGCCCGUCUCCACCUGUCCUACCUGUGCGAUGAGGGCAUUCCCUUCGUGCCUUCCUCCCUUUGUUUUUGCAAGAGGAUUUACCGGGGGCUUUGCAGAAACGUUUGUUUGUGACGGGACACGAGACGGAGGCUGAGGUUCGGGGAGGAAGGUCCUUCUUUUAGUGUGCCUUUGCCACGGGGAGUCCUUUCACUUUAAUUUUGGCCGGACAUCCCUGACGGGCUGAGGCCGGCAGGUCCCAGCAGGGGAAGCCGACGGGCGGGCGGUCUCAGCGCGUUGCCGUUUCCCAGCUGUGAGGAGUUACUCGCUCUCGCCGCUGGUAACGGCGGAUCCACACCACCGAGCUCCACGCUGUCGCUGACAGCUGGGCAUCCCGCCCGCCGGAUCGCCCACGGGCGAGCGGCUUUGCGAGGGGAGCGGGUCACGGCGCCGCGGCCCUUGGCGUGGGGAGAGGGAGAGGAGAGGGACGGCGGCAGCCUCCGCCGCCGCGCGCCGUUUGUUCGCGCUGUCCUCGCGGGCUGAGGAGAAGACCGCUACCCCGUUUCUCUUUUGUUCGUAGCUGUUCUUGCUCGGUUUCUCUUCCCGCUUCGGUGCGGCGGAGGCGCUUGGGGUGUAGCGCUGCCGGGGGUAGGGUCGCCGCCCGCCCAGCGCAAGGCACCCUCUUCCCCGAGCCGUAUUACUUUAAGGGCCGGCGGGGCGGGGCCAGGCGGAGGGGCUCGCGGCCGCGCCGCCGCGCGCCAUUGGCUGACCACGCCGUCCCGGUGCCCGCCCCUCUCCGAACACUGUUAUGUCUGUGUCUCGGUGUCAGUCCGGCGAGCGGUGCGCAUGCGCGGCGGGUGCUCAUCCAGCCGGCGGGGCCGGGGCGACCGCUGAGGUCGGGGCUGCCGCGGAGUCGGUGUGGUGCGAGGGAGGGGAGGAGGCGGACAGCAGGAGCAGCGAGGCAGAGGAUGCCCGCCGCCCUCCCGCCGCUCCUCUGCGCGCUCGCCGUCGCCUCCACGUUUUCAUGAAUUAGCGCAGCGGGUUGGGGGCAGGGGACGGGAGCAAGCGCCCCAGCGGAACCGGCGCCCCAGGCAUGGCCAGCUCGUGCGCCGUCCAGGUGAAGCUGGAGCUGGGGCAUCGAGCCCAAGUCAGAAAGAAACCCACCGUGGAGGGCUUCACCCACGACUGGAUGGUGUUUGUCAGAGGGCCCGAGCACAGCAACAUUCAGCACUUUGUGGAGAAAGUCGUCUUUCACCUGCACGAGAGCUUCCCCCGGCCGAAAAGAGUGUGCAAGGAUCCACCCUACAAAGUUGAAGAAUCUGGGUAUGCUGGUUUCAUUUUGCCCAUCGAGGUUUACUUCAAAAACAAGGAAGAACCUAAGAAAGUUCGAUUUGACUAUGACUUAUUCCUGCACCUUGAAGGCCACCCACCUGUAAAUCACCUCCGCUGUGAAAAGCUCACAUUCAACAACCCGACAGAGGACUUCAGAAGAAAGCUGCUAAAGGCAGGAGGGAUGAUGGUAAUGUCAGAUGGCACAUCGUUCUCUUCAGGACAGAGCCUUCAUCUCCCCAGCCUUCCCAGUAAUGCCCUGUCUUUUUCUGAAGUGAAGAAGAAACCAUCUCAUGGGCCAAAGGAACCAACUAGGAUUCUCAAUACAAAUAGCAGCAGCAGCAGCAGUAGUAACAGUUUUUCAAAGACCCACAAGUUAACAAAGGAGCACAAGGAAAAAACUUCUAAAGACUCAAAAGAACAUAAAAGUGCCUUCAAAGAACCUUCCAGGGAACACAACAAAUCUUCCAAAGAACCCUCUAAGAAACCCAAAGAAAACAAACCACUGAAAGAUGAAAAAAUAGUUCCUAAGAUGGCCUUCAAGGAACCCAAGCCCAUAUUCAAGGAACCAAAAUCUGAAAACACCCCCAUCCUUACCAUAACAGGUGGGCAGCAGCAAGAAAAGAAGACCCCCACAAAAAGGCCCUCUGUUUUGGACUCUGACGAACAUUCUGCAAAAAAAAGAAAAAAAAGUGGCUCGGAUUCGUUAUUUAAAAGUUUUUCUAGUGCCCCACCACUGAUUCUUACUUGUUCAGCUGACAAAAAUCAGACGAAGGAUAGAUCUCAACUCAAGGUGGGGAGAGUCAAAAUUGAAAAUGAUGCACUGGAAAAGAAGACGCCGACUUUGCCACCAUUUGAUGAUAUCGUAGAUCCCAAUGAUUCCGACAUGGAGGAAAACAUGUCCUCCAAAUCUGAAUCUGAACAGCCCAGUCCUACCAGUUCCAGCUCCAGUUCCAGCUCCAGUUUUACACCAUCUCAAAACACCAGACAACAAGGUCCGUUGAGGUCCAUAAUGAAAGAUCUGCAUUCAGAUGAUAACGAAGAUGAAUCAGAUGAAGCAGAUGAGAAUGACAAUGAUUCUGAGUUGGAAAGACCUGUAAAUACACUAGGAGGAAGCAGAAGUCGUAGGGUUAGUCUGAGUGACGGCAGUAACAGUGACAGCAGUUCAGCCUCCUCACCACUACAUCAUGAACCAGUACCACCUUUACUGAAGACCACCAACAACCAGAUUUUAGAAGUGAAAAGUCCAAUAAAGCAAAACAAAUCUGAUAAACAAAUAAAGAAUGGGGAUUGUGAUAAGGCAUAUCUCGAUGAACUAGUAGAGCUCCACAGAAGAUUAAUGACAUUGAGAGAGAGACAUGUACUGCAGCAGAUAGUAAAUCUUAUAGAAGAAACUGGACACUUUCAUAUCACAAAUACAACCUUUGACUUUGAUCUUUGUUCACUAGACAAAACCACAGUCCGUAAACUACAGAGUUACUUGGAAACAUCUGGAACCUCCUGAGGAUUCAGCAUCUGGCUGCAUCAAAAACUGUUCUUUAAAUUAAACAUUCAGAAUGAUGCAACCAAAAUGGGGGAAGAAAACAAAACAACCUUAUUCAGCUUUAUUUUUUCUUAAAGCCAGUCAUCAUCUCUUGAUAAGGGAGAGGAAAAGUGACAAGACUCAGAGAACCGCUCUUCUCAAGAAGAAAAUGCUCCGGAAGAGUUUGCCUGGAUAGCCUUGAAAAACAAACACAUAAAACCAAACAAAAAUACUUGGUCUUAACGAAUGUGUAUGGUAUCAUGUAUCUAUCUCUGUGGUAUUCCAGUCCACAAGAUGAAUGCAUGUUCAACACACUGCCUUAUUACAUAACUGAUCUAUUUAUUAUUGCAUACAUGUAUUCUAAAGUCAAUGAGUCAUUCAGUGACACUACCAGAUCUUGCAAGUAGUGGGGCCCCAUGUGUGCUCUUUUCAUGCAGUACUAUUGCAAAGCCUAGCAACCUUAUUCAGAAUGCCAGUUCUUGCUAUCUUUCUCUAGUCACUUAAAACACUGCAGUUUUGUUUCCACUUCUGCAGUUCCAGGAAACAAGAUACAAAGUUGGAGACCAAACAGUGGUCCUAUAUUUUGUUUCCCAUCUGCCACAGUAGGUUGGACCACAGCAGGUUGGACCACAGGUCUUUGGCUCUAUCCAUUUAUUGAUCUUGACCAUGGUAGAAGAUACACCAAAUAGAAUCAUAUGACUUGCUGUCUAGCCUUAGUGAAUAAACCAGUAGGACUUUUAACAAAAAAUGUUAUGUAUACUGUCCUGAAUCCAGCAUCUUUUCAGUCUACAUUCUUGUGUCUGUUUUAAUGUUAUAAAGUUAAAUAUAUGUAAGAAUGAAGGUGUUCUGCAGGAUCAUGGUAAAAGAAGAAAUACUGAUCCUGUCUUCUAAGAAAACGUUGUAGGAAAUUCUUAAUUUGGAGCUAUUUAUUACUAUGAGUUUCAACACUCCUCUGUUGCCAGUGUGUGACUCACUUUUACCAUAAAACUAUUUGCAUAACAUUUUUGUUUGUUCAUACAGUAUAUGGUCUGCUUAGCUUGUUUUGUGGUUUUGUUUCUGGUUUUGUUGGGUUUUUUACAACUAUUAACUUAAAACCCUUUAUUUGAAAAUAAAAAAAAUAUGUUGCUAUACAGUUACAUGUUGAAAUAAAUACAUAUAUGAUAUAUUGUAUAUAUGUGUGUGUGUCUAUACACAUAUACACAUACACCUGUGUAUAUAUAUACACACACACACAUAUACAUAUAUGCUUUUUAUACUUUCCAGAUUUUGGUAUCUGUUUGAGAACCUGCUUGUGUUUCCAGAAGGAUUUCUUGUCUAUAAAAAUGAGUAUUCUUUCAUACCAUCCACCAUUCUUUAAAAUCAGGAUCCUUGUUUAUGCAUGAUCAAAUGAGAGGAUGUGUACUCAGUUUCACAUCAAAGCUCUGUGGUCUCAUAUUGCUGAUGGUUUCUUUAUGAAAUCAGCACGCUACUAUUAGAAGUUCAAAUCCCCCAAUGAAAAGAGAAAAGAAUUUUAAAAAUACUUCUGGAUGCAAAGGUUUAUUCAGGUUUACUAGCCUUAAAAAAUGUAUCUUGUUUCUGGAUGGGCCAGUAUGUCAUGUGUAUGCUUAUAUACCACAUGUAGCCUGUAAGCGUAGAGCUAAACAGUAGUAUCUGUAUGACUUACUGUUUCACACGCACAGUUUGUGCAGCACUCUACAACUAAAUUCGUAUUGGGGUUAUUUCUUAUUCAGAUGGUAAAUAUUAAUACUGUUUCUUUAAGUCCAAAGAAAAAUUUACACUUUACUCUUUUUGAGAGGGCGGGAUACGGAUUGGGUUGGGGGACUUUUUUCUUAUUUAAAGUGUUGUUUGACCACACUCCGCAGGAAGUCCUUCUCAGGCUUCCCAAGAAUAAGUGUACUUUUUCAGUAAUGUUAUGACUCUUAUUGACGAUUGGCAUGAAGCAUACUUGAAGCAUUCUGUUGUUCUGUUAAGUCUAUGUCUUAAUGUGCAAUUGCAGGAGGGAGGGAGUUUAAUUUUAAAGUUACUUUUGACAUAAGGCAGGUGAUGGUGGGGAGGGAGAAGGGGUGCAUGUGAAGGGGAUAAACUUCAAUUUUUAUUGAUUAUUUUAUAUGAAAAUGUUUGGAAAUCUAAAAGCAACCUUAAAAACGUUUGGUCUACUAGUGUGUGUUCAACUUCCUAUAUUUUAGUUAUACUAGAUAUGUAUGGAAUUUUGUCCAUUUUGACUUUUCUAAGUUUUGUGGUAAAAACUCAUUGAGUUUCAGGAGGGGAAGAAUCCCAUGAUACUUUUAGUAAUACUAUUGCACUGUUUUGUUAGAAAUGGUGAAAUGAAUAAUUUUACCCUUAAAAUACCAGAUAAGCUUUAUUAUACACUGAGAACAGGGGUGGAAGAAAACACCAAAUAGAAGAAUAGGCAUAAAAGGGAGAUGACAGCAAUUGCAGUAUCAAGUUAGUGCUGAAUUUCAUGCAAAUUGUGGAUUAUCUUUAAAGUCUUAAAUUUUCUAAUUGGGAGAGGGAAGAAGAUAGACUGCAGUUGUGUGUGUGCGUGUUGACUUUUUCACAAAGUUCUGAUAGAAUAAGAGUUACUAAGUGUUGAUCUAAAUUAAAUAUAAAUUAGCUAUUUUCAUCUAAUUUUGUAUGCAGAAACAAAAUAAAUCUUUGUUCACUUAAUUUCAGACAUUCAUAUUUCUCUUAAAGAAAAUAUAAUUAUAACCUUCCAAGUCUUUAACGUAUAUGAGCAUUGAUCUUUGGCAUGGGUUAAAGUGUUUUAGCAAUAAAUGUUUUUGAGUUUUACUUAACAUCAAGCCAUUUAAAAGAAAGUUAUAUCUGAGAAUUUGUAUUAAUUCAUUGAGGUGACCAGACAGAGGUUAGCAGUAAUUUGCAAUAUCUAAAAAAAUUAUUUUCAGCAUAAGUGAGUCAGUGUUACUAGAACAGUAGUUGUAUCCAAUAAUAAGGAUAGUUUUCAUCUCACCACUAACUUUUCACCUCAGAAAGUCGAUGUCCAGUUGGGUAGACGAGUUUUAAUAUCUUUUUAGAAAUUUGAAUCCACUGAGAGACUUCACAAAAAUUUCAGUAUCAUCUAGAUUUGAAGGCCCUCUUAGCCCAUGCUAAAGAGAAAAAGCGAGAAAGGAGGAAGAGGCAUACACUGAAGUGAGGAGAGUCUUCCAAUGUAAAACAAAACCCACGCUCAGUUUUCAGCCUUUGGAUUGUAAGAAAUGGUUGAUCGUUUCUCUCUUCUUUUCAUUGACUGGGUGUUUUUAGGUUAAGUCUAUGCUUUCAGUUUCAGAGGCAGAGUAUACACAGUACAGUGUAUUUGGAGAGCCCAGUACUAUUAAAGUUUCUUGUCAUC
Messenger RNA from Grus americana (Whooping crane), 6307 nucleotides. It is a transcript of the gene MLLT3, whose product is annotated as MLLT3 super elongation complex subunit. The transcript has 12 exons. NCBI's taxonomy places the organism in Eukaryota, Metazoa, Chordata, Aves, Gruiformes, Gruidae. Gene Ontology annotation, biological process: regulation of DNA-templated transcription. The record is from RefSeq and is a predicted model, not a curated record. Gene Ontology annotation, cellular component: super elongation complex. Bases 1204 to 2943 code for a protein of 579 amino acids.